Messenger RNA from Lineus longissimus, 3723 nucleotides. RefSeq lists its product as uncharacterized. Lineage: Eukaryota; Metazoa; Nemertea; Pilidiophora; Heteronemertea; Lineidae. Gene Ontology annotation, cellular component: ciliary inversin compartment. Bases 562 to 3198 code for a protein of 878 amino acids. Gene Ontology annotation, molecular function: protein binding. The record is from RefSeq and is a predicted model, not a curated record. Gene Ontology annotation, biological process: protein localization to ciliary inversin compartment. The transcript has a single exon.
UUCAGAAAAAUACCAAAAAAAAUUGUUUGUAGGAUAUACAAUAUUUACUCUCUUUAUUUCUCAUCAAAUCAGUAUAUACUCCCACACACACGUGUAUCUUAAGAGCCCCUCCUAAAGGGGGGCUUAUUAAAUGAUCAAAUACCCGGUGGAGCCUGGUUCUGAUCUGACUGUAAGCUUACAUAGUAGUUACAAUGCUGGACGACAGGUCGAUCUGCCUGCGCUCUAUGGGUUUUCCCCAUACCGGAAGUCUUUCAAUACCAUACUUGUCAACAUAGUUGACAUCAUGACCGAUUAAGCGCAGCCGAUAUGCAUACCAUGCAGUGGGAGAAGGACGCCGUGCAGGUCGUAUGUAUUCUUCGUCAAAUGUAUAGCCGGUAUGAGUAGGAUAGCGUUUGUACACAGUGAAUAUUCUUCCCAACUAUAGCGACACUUUACUGAUUGCCAAGCCUUUUGGUCUGCAGCUGCAGUUGGACCGUGCCUAACAAGACUCAACACUUGUCAUUGGCUGCGAUCUACAAGAACACCUCGUGCUAUCUGUUGACCGAAUCUGUGAAGGCUACUAUGGAUCCUUUCGUUGCUCACCUCCAGGAAGUCAUGAGGGCAGAACUGGCCAAAUUCCCUCUGAAUGUAGCUGCACGUGAGGGGCGGAUCGACACAGUUGUAGCCUUGGUGGAGGCAGGAGUGUCCGUCAACAGUGCUGACGCAAACGGAUACACUGCCUUGAACUAUGCGGAAAUCAUGGAUAACACGGAAAUGAUUGAAUGUUUGGUUGGUUUGGGAGCUGACAUAACUUUGAAAGAUAAGAUGAGAAUGGAUGUUCUUUUUAAUGCUGUAAUCAGUGAACAUUGCGAUGUGGUGAAGUGUUUGGUUCGUCAUGGUGCUGACCCCAACACGAAUGAUGGUGAAGUUACCCCCUUGCACCGGGCGGCGAGUCUAAAUAUGUUGGACAUGGUGAAGCUGCUUGUGGAACUAGGAGCUGAUGUGAAUGUGAGGACAGUCAAAGGGUGUAAGUGGGCACCCUUACGCCAUGCAGUCGCAGGAAACCAUGUCCAAAUGGUGAAGCUCUUGGUUGAUCUGGGAGCUGACAUGAACCAGAGGGAUCUUAUAGAUAUAAAUGCUAUCUGCGCUGCGGCCAGUGAUGGCAAGUGGGAAGUCGUUGAAUGCCUGGCCAGUCUUGGUGCGGACCUUGACGCAAGCAGCUUAGGUUUGCCCCCGAUAAGCUUUGCCGUGAAUCUCGGCAUGGCUGAUGCAGCCAGGACACUCGUCAAGUACGGCGCAAAGUUGAACAGAACGGACCUCCAAUGGUCAUUGCUGAUCCGUACUGUCACAAACCACGACGAAGCAACUUUAGCGGUGCUUCUUGAUGGAGGAAUGGAACCUGACCUCGGCAGAUAUGAAGGAAUGUCACCAUUGUUCUACAGUGCCACAUUGGGUAAUGGCUCAGCAACCAACAUGCUGAUUAAAGCAGGUGCAUGUGUUAAUUUCACCAACCCCCAAGGCAUGACCCCACUCCAUGGAAGCUGUACGUACGGCCACACAGAUGUCGCUCGACUGUUACUCCUGGCUGGCUCUGAUAUCAACAAAACCGAUGAUAAGGGCAGGACGCCAAUUAGUUGUCUACCUUUCCAAGACGUGGUAGACUACAGCUUGGAAAGAAGGUGGCUUGCCAUGAAGAACCUUGUCGAGAACACACCACUGGACACCAUUCCAGAUGUUACCUGCCCUCCGCUAGAGCAGCUCCACAUCAUCCCGGGGAUCGGAAAUGUCCUUGCCAUUCCGGGCGGCUUAGCCAAGCAGGUGUUCGCCGAUGUCAAAGCAUUCAUCGGGAAGCUUCCAGCCUUCGCUGGCGACCUCUUCACUGGGGUCAAGCUGCAGCAGGUUGGGAGCUCAGGCGAAGAGACCAGGACGGGUCUGCCCAACGAAAUGGACUUCAUCUUCCAAGUGAACCUUGGCUUCGAUAACAGGGCAGUUAAGGAGGUAGGAUAUGGAUACGCAUUGGUGUCCUACCCAGUAGAUGCAAAAAGCGCCUAUCGGUUUGCGUUUUGGAAGGGCAGCAAAAGCUUCCAUGAUAUAUUCAAUGACAUUUUUGAAAAGUUCAAGAGAACGUCGGAAGAUGUCAGAGUUAGGAUAAUGGAGGACACAGAGGAGGUCAUUAAAGAAACUGAUAGGAAGGCGUGCACUCCAAUGAUGAUCUGUCGCGAAGACGAAGAAAGCAAGGAGAGAGUGGCUGUAUCUGUAGAUGCGGUGCCUUGCAUCCACAUCAACGACUGGCCGGAAAACGGCACUCGUCAGACUUGGCUGAUGGACUACGCAACCUUGAAAGGACGUGGUUAUAACCUCAUCCCAAAGACACCAAAUGCCAACAGUGAAAUCGCCCGAGGUUUUAGCCCGAAGGAUCUUGAGGAACUCUGGCGGAUCUCCUUCUCGCAUCUAGAAACGGAGCACAUGUAUAAUGUUAUCCCUCGAGUCAAGGCCGUUUACGUCACAGCCAAAUGUCUACGUAAUCCGGACGUCUGUCAGAUUCUGAUCCGCGACCAGGGAGCGAAGUUGAAGACGGCUGAAAGCUACGUGGUAAGCUACCUCUUGAAGAUGAUGUUCUUCCAACGCGUUGAGGAGUUCCAGAGCACUGAACACAGUCUUGGGAAGAUGGUGUGUCAGUUGUUUGAUGACGUAGCGGAUGGCUUGACCAGGAAUUUUAUCCCUUUGUUUUUCAUACCAAGCAUCAAUGUCCUCGACGGUCUCAAACUGGACAUCUUCAAGUGCGCCGCAGUUGCACGGAUCAUGUCUCGAUUUGUCAAGGCGUUGUUCUCGCGGGAUCUCGCUACAGACGUUACUGACGUCACUGACGAUAUUACAUUCAAAAUCUACCAACGUGAUAAGCCUCUCUACAAGAUAUACGACAUUGGUGACAUCGGAAGGUCAACCCAGGAUGGCGAAGUGGGUCUCCAGAUGUUGAAUAUAGAGGGUGCUGUUGGAGAGGAUAGUACAGUAGAGAAUGCUGACAGCAAGAUGGCCAAGUUGCUCGCCGUAGUGACGGAAUUCACGCACAAACCAGACAUAUCGAAGCAUGAGAAAGCGUAUAAUAUUUUGAGUGCUUUGGAUGAAAUGGAGGGGUCUUUGAAAAAGUCCAACGAGCUCCUGAAAGACUCCGCUAAGUCUGACCCCACAGAGCCUCUAAAAAUGCCAUUUUCACAAUAACUUCGAAAGCCAUGUGAGUGAAAACUUAGUCUCCUUGAGAAUUUGUCCUAUGACAAGAUUGUACAACCUUGAUUAGGCCCGGCCCGGUGCAAAUGGUGAAAACCUUCUGUUAUAGAACAUCCGGGGAACAAAGGAUUCUGUUGCUCUUUAAUCUCUAAGCUAGAUGCAGAGGUCAUGGCCUCUACAUGUACCACCAUUUACCAUUAUCCGUCUGAAUACAGAAGGGCUGGACACUUGUUUCAAGGGGACAGUAACUGCUUCUACACCGUCAUACAUGCAGAACCUUUCAAAACAGCUUCUUUAUAAGAAACGUGCAUGUUGGAAUACUGGUGAGAAUGUGAACCGCUUGCAUCUUUCCGAUAAUAUUGUCUGUCGUCACAAGUGUAUAGCUUUUUUAUGUCGUGUGUGACCUCGGGUGGCUAUAGUAGCAUUAGUAACAACUUGAACUGCUGUUAAUGUUAGCCUUGGCACUCUUGACUAACUAUUUUAAACUAUUCUAAUGAAUAAAAACGCAUAUAAAAUUAA